AUGCUCUUCUCAUUCCCACCUGAGCUCACCCUACGGGUGAUCAGCUUUCUGCCCAAUGCCAGUCUGACAGCGUUGAUUCAGACCCAAAAGGGGGUCGCGCGUCUUGUGACGCCGUAUCUCUAUAAACAAGUUCUGCAUGAACCCAUCCCACUUGAGAAGGAUGAAGACAAUGAUUCAGAUGAUGAUGAUUUCGACUCUGUUUAUUCUGAGAAUUCGGAGGAGGAAGUUCCACCAUUGCCUUGGACGGAUUGCGUCGGGAGAUGGCAUUCAGAUGUUAUUCUGAAUUAUUUUCAGUCACUGUCUGCAGAGGUCUUAUCUAACUGUGGCAAACCAAGAGAGAGUCUCUUACAUUUGGCUGCUCGGACUGGGAAUAUUCCUCUAAUGGAGCUGCUCCUGUCCAAGGGACUUGAUAUUAACAAUUGCCACGAUGGAUAUAGCCCCGUCGCCAGAGCCGUCAUCCACAGGCAGGAUGAAAUGGUUCUCUGGCUGAUGGAGAAGAAUGCACCUGUCACGGGAGGGAUCAACGGGGGAAGACUCACUGUCCUCACGAUGGCGGCUGGAUUUUGCUCUGGCAAAGUUGUGCAGAGAAUUGUCGAAAUCAUCCGGGCAGAAGUCGGCGAGAGAGGCAAUGUCUUUGCCCCCUCGGAUAGCAUCGACGCUCUGCACCGCGCCAUUCGAAAGGAUGACCCUCUUUCCGUUCAUAUUCUACUUGAAAAUGGCGCGGACGCGUCCGGGUGGGAUACGCACGGUCUGUCAGGGUUGACACUGGCCGCGUCUAAGGGAAACGAUGAGAUUGUUACGAUGCUUCUUGACCGCAAUGCAAACCCUCUUCCGCACGAUGCGGUGGGACAGUCUGCAUUGGGAUGUGCCGGGUGCUCACAAAAGCUGAGCUGGGAAAUAAUGGAGAGGAUAUUCCACGCGUUUCGCGAGGCAGGAGGCGAUAUCAACGCCACCGAAGUCACGAUUCCUGAAUUUGUAGGUGGUAGACCUCGUGCUCUUGAAAGCCUACCUCUACAUUAUUUUGCUUGCGCUGGCUCAAUUAAAGGAGUAGAGCUCCUUCUCCGCCACGGCGCAGACGUCACCAUCAAGCCGCGAAAUGGAAUGACACCUCUACAUGCAGUCCUCUUCAGGUAUAAACAUACGCGGGAUCCUUUCCCAGAAGCGACUCAAAUUUGUCAAAUUCUGAUUGAAGCUGCUGUUCGAUCGAAUAAACAUCUCAACGAUCAGAUGACUCCGUAUGCGCCCUUCACCCCGAUGAAUGGGGGUACGGCGUUGACUAUGGCUGUGAUUUGUGGAUUGGAGGAUGUUGUCCGUUUACUGGUGGAGAAUGGGGCUGAUGUUCAAGUGGUGGAUGCAGAGGGCAAGACUGCGUUAGAUUACGCCCGAAGUUCAAGUAAUCAAACCAUGAUUGAUUUGUUGACUGGAAGGGUCAACUAG
Aspergillus wentii DTO 134E9 is the source of this 1437-nucleotide messenger RNA. RefSeq lists its product as uncharacterized. Bases 1 to 1437 code for a protein of 478 amino acids. The transcript has a single exon. Lineage: Eukaryota; Fungi; Ascomycota; Eurotiomycetes; Eurotiales; Aspergillaceae. Gene Ontology annotation, molecular function: protein binding. The record is from RefSeq and is a predicted model, not a curated record.